AUGAAUUAUCCAUUUAUUGAUGCAGAUUUUGAUAAUCUUUAUGCAUAUUCAAUAGCAUCUCUGCAUGAAAUUUUGCGAAAAUAUGGAGUUUCGAUUAACAACAAUGCAACAAAAGCAGAAAUUAUCAAAAUCAUUCAAAAAGAUAAAGAAAAAUUCAAAAGAACGCCGCCAUCAGAAAGUCCUACAGGGUUGAAGACCCCUCAGCGCUCAAUAUCAUCAACUAUAUUCGAUGAUUCACCAACUCCUGUUAAAGUUGUGUCAAAAGGAAACACACCUGUAGCAAUAAAUUCUCCAAUGACUCCAUAUACGCCGCUACCUGUAGAAAGACUUCCUAGUCCUUCUAUUAGCGAAAUGAAAAAUUAUGAUCCAACAAAAGCGUCCAACAAUAGAUUCAAUCUUACUAAAAUUAAUUACAGAUUACUGUUCUGGAUAGUAAUAUUCCUUUUAAGUAUAAUCGGUUUAUUUAUCUUUAGAAUUUAG
Molecule: messenger RNA, 480 nt
Organism: Trichomonas vaginalis G3
Lineage: Eukaryota; Parabasalia; Trichomonadida; Trichomonadidae
Exons: 1
Coding region: 1-480 (159 amino acids)
Source: RefSeq, a predicted model, not a curated record